This is a messenger RNA of Dujonia railenensis, 2385 nucleotides long. NCBI's taxonomy places the organism in Eukaryota, Fungi, Ascomycota, Pichiomycetes, Serinales, Debaryomycetaceae. The record is from the annotation of a GenBank genome assembly.
AUGGGUAUAAGAGAAGUGGCUUUGGUUAAUUCAACUUCCUGCAAGCUCAACAAUCUUCAGAUUAAUAAGCUCUACCAGAUAAUUGUGGUCGCUAUUAAUGUCAGCACGAACUAUCGAUCCAAAUCUUCGCCAGUUUACAUCGAAACCUUGUUCAACGGAGCAAACGGAAACUCGCUCACAUCUUCUACCGUUGAAGAUUUACCAUUUUUGAAGGAUAAAGUGGAAGAAAUCUCGAAUAAACCUGUAUAUACAAUUGAUAAAGAUUCUGACGACAAGACAUCUAGUCUUGUUGGAAUAUCUGAGUCAUCCACCUUAUUGUCACCGGAUCAGAUUAAAUUGAUUGAAGAUCCUAAUCUCUUGAACAAUUAUCUUAUAAAGUAUCAGAAUGAGCUCACCAAUUCAAUAGUCGAGUAUGAAGCGUUUCAAAACUCAAGUAGAUUGGAAGAGCAAGAACUAUUGAAAUCGUUGAAACUGUAUCGUAAAGAAUUUGAAGAAGAGAUUAAUCUGAAGUCUAAAUUAGAGAACAAUGUGAAAGAUAUCGAAAAGAGGAAGGAUAACUUGACCUUCAUUAAAAGUAAAUUAACAGUUCAACUAAAAUCUUUAACUCAUACAAAAGAAUUGCAUCAAGCUAAUUUAGACUCCUUGUUAUUACAAUUUUCCAAGUUGAAAGAUAAGAACAAAACGUUACAGAGUAAGGAACUAAAUGAAAAAGCUGAAAUUGAUAAGCAAAUAACUUAUUAUCGCAAUGAGAUUGAAAUCUUGAAGGCGAAGAACGAUGAUUUAGAACUCCAAAUCAAAGAAAUUGGGAACCAAAAGAAGAAAUUUGAUAAAAUUUACAGUGAGGUUAAGCCAUUAAUGGAAGUACUUAGCAGUGAACUGAAUUUCAAUAAGGACGGCAACUUGAAACCAAAUAGUCAAGCUGCUUUGAGUGACAUUUUCCAAAUCAUGCCUGAAUGGAAAAACGAAAUUAUGGAAGAAUUGGACAAGACUAAUAGAAAUGAAACUGAAUGGAAGCAUGUCUUUAAAAGUGAAAUUCGGAAGUAUAUGUCGAUCAAACAAAGUGUUGAGAUUGCAAAGUCUAAUGGCAAUAAGAACUAUCAGAUUCCGAUAUCAAAUUCAAAAAAUGAGUAUCAACUUAGUUUGGAAUUUGGUGGUUACAAUAAUGCAUUACCCAAGGUUACUCAUAAGCUGAACAAGCUUCUGGGCAAACAUGGAGUUGCUAAGGAAGCAGGAGCUAAUGCAAAUGGAGGAGGAUGGCAUAAUUUCUACAGUCAAGUGUACUCAAAUGAAAGUAAUGAUGGAUUAUUAACACCAGGAGCAAAUGAAAACGCAGUUGGAUCUAGCCAACAUUUGCAUUCAAUCCCUUUGGCCACUUCAUUGUCAAAUGCCCCUGUUAACGCAGAUGAGUAUAUGGCAUAUGACGACGGUUCUAAUUUAAUGGCGCAUGAGAUCAAUAGAGUAGGAUCACCCUUUAAUCAAGUAAGACUUGAUUCAAUUCCUUUACAAGAUUCGGCUUCCAAUCUCCAGCAAUCGCAACUGCAGCUUACAAGUGAGAAUUAUAAUAACUUCAAUUAUCAACCAUUGUCCUCCAUUGCUUCGAACCUUGUAUGGAAUAAUUCUUCAAUGACGAACAGUAAUACUAAUCUAAGCACUACAAUUAGCGCGGGAAAUGGAGUUAAUGGCACAGGAAAUACCAAUACUACUAGCGGUAAUAACUACAUUGACCUAAAUUCACUUGGUUAUGACAAUCGCCAACUCCCUGUUACUGCACCUUCUCUUGGUGGAGGAAACAGCGGCGUUAGUGGAUUUGGAGAGCUAUUCCAACCAUCAAUGAACCAAAGUGGAACCUCAUUUCACGGAGGUGAGACUCAAUUGGCUGCAGCUAAUCCUUUAAGAAGUACUGUGUUUCAACAUUUCAAGGGCCUUGACUUACCUCAGACUUCACCGCCUUAUAUCAAUUACACUUCACCUUCACCUGUACCUGCAGGACUAGAAGGGUUUCUCAUGUCCCCAAGUCCAAGUGGAGCCGGAUUGACCGCUGAAAAUGGUAAUGGAAAUGGCUUACAUCUGCCUUCUGAUUCACAGAAUGAUUUGUUACAUUCCGAUUCGCUAUCGAUUCCAGGUAGUAACGAUCCUCAAAUUCAACAAAUAUCUCCUCAAUUGAACCAUCUCCCAUUAAACCACCUCCACCACAACUUGUGGAGUCCACUGCCAUAUGGUCAUUCGAGAAAUAUUCUGAACCAUAGUCAGAGUCAAAUUUGGAGAAAUGAUGAGGCUACUAAUUAUGGAACUACGCUUUCAGACUACAAUAAGAGAACUACGGGCCAGCAACAAGGCCAAGAGGUUGGAGGCGCAUACCCAGCAAACUCAGAAGAUUCUUUUUAG